UUUUGGGUAUGUGUUGGUAAGCUAAGCUGUAAAGGCUGUAACGGUUGUAUAAUAUGAUACGGCUAUUCUCCUAUUGGUCAUGUGUUUAUUUGGCGUAGCGAGCAUUAAAUUAUUUUAACUUUUUUUACCCUUUCAAGACUUUUACCCCUUCAAGAUUUUACAACUGUAUAUACGAUAUAGUGUCUGCUAACCCCAUUUUACCAGCCCGAUUUUACUGCAGCUAGACUCGCCGCUUUUCAGUUUUCACCCCCCACAUUUAUUUAAAAAAUAUUAAUAGCCUUUCUCAAAAAGACCAAAAACCCCAUCCUCAAAUCCCCAAAUUCCCUCUCAUUUUUAUUCUACUCAACACUCCUUUGUGGGUCCUAACCUGCCACGCCAUCACAUCAGGUCCAUUUUUGUCAUUUCACUCACGUUAAUAAAUCCAUAAAAAUAUCCACAAUUCUCACACACACACACACUUGUACACACACAAACACACACUCUCUCUCUCUAAAAAGCUGAAUCUCUCUCUUUCUCUCUCCUGGUGGGUCUUUGGAGCCAUCGAACCAAAUUUCGGACUCUUCUUUAUUUAUAAAUAUAUUUCAAAAAAGAUCAGGACCGUCCUUUCACCCAAUCCAACGGACCAUAUUAGUCGGCGUAGUUGUUAGUGGUUACCCAAUCUCUCUUCCCUCCUUUGUGGUUUUUAUCAUAAACCCUAGCCGAUACUCUCUCACUCUCUCUCUCCCUCACAUAAACUUCGUGAACCGCCAUAACUCUCCGAUCUUCGAUCUCUCUCUCUCUCUCUCUCUCCUCUCUCAGAUCUUAGGCUUUUAGAUAUUUCUUUAAAUUUUUUUUUAAAAAAUAUAAAUUAUUUGUGUAAUCUUUUAUCUUCUUGUUAUUCUAGAGUUAUAGAAUUAGAUGUAUCUUUUUUUUGUAAACUCUGAGUUGAUCGGAACCCGAUUCGUGAAACGGUUCUCUGUAUCGUAGUGUUUUUUUCUUCUUUCUAUUUAGUGUUUGUUUGUUAGUUAUCCUUAUUUUUUUUUGAACUAUUUGGGUCCGGAUCCGAGUCCGAUCCGAAACCGAGUUGGUGAGUCCGAGUCUGAGAAAUCUCUCUGUGGUGGUUUCGGUUCAUGGAAUCGGCGAGUCUCUAGCCUUUUCUCUCUCCGCUAAUUCCGUACGCGUUUUCCUUCGUUUUUGGCAAAUUGUUCAGCAUGCGCUGAAAGAGUCGAGUCUCAAAAGAGUCCGAGCCCGAGUCCGAGUCCCGGUCCCAGUCCGAGUCGAGUUUGUUUUUGUGUGUGUUUGUUUUCACUGAGUCAACUCGGAGGGAGACUCAGCGAGUCGAGAGAAUCGGAUUUGUAAUCGAGCCACGACUCGUGCCGAUUCGAUAGGGAACCGAACGGCAAUGCCGUCGGUAGGGAUGCGGCGGACUACGAGGGUGUUUAAUGUCGUGAAUGUGGUGAAAGACGGCGGCAGGGUUCUCCGGUCAGGCCGCCGCCUUUGGCCCGAAUCGAGCGACUCCUCCAAGGUCAGGAGAGGCAGCGGAGGCGGCGGCGGUGGUGGCGGUGACGGUGGUGACGAGUGGUCCAAAAUGAUGAAGAGCUCCCCAAACAACAGCGCCGCCCUCACCUUCAAGCAGACCUCUUCCUGGUCCCACGGCGGCGACGUCAAGAGAGUAGUCGCCGCCCCAAAUGUCGCCGAUGCGGCGGCAGCAGCAGCAGGCGCCGCCCUUGAUUGCGAAAUUGAAAAGCCGAAGAAGAGGAGCAGAAAGGCGGUGAAGGUUGAGGAGAGUGUGGAUAAGAUGUUUGGGGUUGUGUACAGCAGAAAGCGGAGGAGAAAUUCGGAUAAUGAUAAGAUGUUCGGGAUUCGAUUCGCCCGUAGGCAGCGGAGGAAGGCUGACGAUGGUAGUGAGGAGUGGGUGAUUCCGCGUCCCAAGCUUUCUGUAGCUGUUGUGGGUAGUGGGAGCGACGAUGAUGAUGGGUUUGUAGCGAGGUUUUUGUGUACGGUUUUGAGGUACAUGAGGAGGGCAAGGCUGACAUUGUCUCAGCUUUUGAAAUUCUUGUGCACAGAGCCGAUUGCAGGCGUCUAUGCUUCGCGAGGAAUCCAAUUCUCGAGGGAUCCUCCUACCACUAGUGUCUCUGGAAUAUGCAAGUUUUUUGGGGCCUCAGAGCAUAUACCCAUGUUUUCUGUGGAUUUUUCUGCAGUUCCUCGUUGUUUCAAGUACAUGUAUUACGGGAUGUUUCUGAGGUUUUAUUGUCGGAAUUUUGUCAUUGUAAAUAAGUUGAUUAAUAUGGACACAGAUUCCGACACAAUGACCGACAGUGAAGAAGAUGAGAGCGAAGAACAACACCAUAUUAUCAUCACUACUGACAGAGAUGUGUCUGAAGGUGUACCCCCUGCAAGAGAUUCUUCGGAAAACAAAAGCAUUGUGCAUGAAGUUCAUAACACUGAGAACAGGUCGAUCUUACAUCCGUCUGUUCGAGCUUCAAAAUUAGCUGGUCGAACCACACAAUACAGAAAUGGUUUAAAUUCUCGUGGUAUUCGGAAGAGGAGAAGCUCAACGAGGAGGAGGAGGAGUGCUAGAAAUCCUUUAAUGGUGGGUAUGCACAAAUCUGGUGGAGCCCUAGCUUCCGAUGUAAUCAAUAGUAGGAGAAAUGGUUCACCUUUCUCUUCUGUGGUGACUAAUAGUAAGUGUAGGAGUUCAGUUCGGAUUGCCUCUGCACGACAAGGUAAAGAAGUGAGUUCUACCAUGUUGGGAUCCACACGUGAGAUAGAUUCAUCUUCCUGCUCCGCAAAUAUAUUGGUGACUGAGUCAGACAGGUGUUACCGGGAAGAAGGGGUGAAUGUCAUGUUAGAAGUCUCUUCUUCAAGGGAGUGGGUUUUUGUAGUCAAGAAAGAUGGAUGGACAAGAUAUACCCAAAAGGCUGAAAGAAUCAUGAAACCCUAUUCUUCUUGCAAUCGUUUCACCAAUGCAGUAAUAUGGAAUUUGGAUAAUGGUUGGAAGCUAGAGUUUCCCAUUCGACAGGACUGGUCUAUUUUCAAGGAUCUUUACAAGGAAUGUUCAGACCGUAAUGGUGUUAAGAACAUCCCUGUGCCUGGGGUAUUGGAAGUCUUAGACUAUGGGAAUAGAAAUGAUAUUCCCUUUUGCCGACCAAAUUCAUAUAUCUCUACAGAAUAUGAUGAAGUGUCUAGAGCUUUAGCAAGGAGGACAGCAAAUUAUGACAUGGAUUCUGAAGAUGAGUUGUGGCUAGAGAAAUUCAAUAAUGAAUCUUUUACACAGAAUGAGCUUCAUCAGCAUGUUUCUGAGAAUAAUUUUGAGUUAAUGGUUGAUGCAUUUGAGAAGGCUAAUUAUUGUAGUCCAGAAGAUUUCCCUGAUGAGAAAGCAGCUGCUAAUCUUUGUCUAGAUCUGGCUAGGAGUGAAGUAGUAGUAGCUGUGUAUAAUUACUGGAUGAAGAAACGGAAGCAAAAGCGCUCAGCGCUGGUUAGGUGUUUUCAGGGUCAUCAACCCAAGAGGGCUCCAGUGAUCCCUAAGCCAAUUUUACGAAAGAGAAGAUCAUUAAAACGACAGCCGAGCCAAGUUGGAAGAGGCAAACAGCCGUAUAUCUUGCAAGCAAUGGCAGCUGAACAAGAUGCUUUGGAAGAAAAGAAUGCCAUGCUUAAAGUUCAAGAAGCUAAUGCAUCAGCAAACAGAUCUGUGGAAUUUGCUAUUCUCAAACGUAAAAGGGCUCAAUUACUAAUGGAGAAUGCAGAUUUAGCAACUUACAGAGCCAUGAUGGCAAUUCGAAUUGCCGAAGCAGCACGAGUUGCCGAAUCACCAGAUGCUGCAAGUUGUUUUCUUGACUGAUGGGUGUAGGUUUUCCCGAGGGAUGGGCAUGGCGAUUUUUUUUAAUUUUAUUACAUGAAAGAUUGCAGUACAGCCCUGCGGCUGUUUUUGGAAGUCGUCAGAAAGACUACCCUUGAAAGAUUGUAAUUUUGUAUAGAUUUUGAUUGACUGUACAUUCUGUAUUAUUAUAAGUUCACACCAAUCGUGUACAAGGAGGUUUAGUUGAUUUCCUUAAGGAAAAGAAGAAAAAGUAAAAAAAAAAAAGAAAUACAUGAAAAAAUUUAAGCCCUCA
Messenger RNA from Quercus robur (English oak), 4091 nucleotides. RefSeq lists its product as uncharacterized. The coding region runs from base 1382 to 3820 and encodes 812 amino acids. The transcript is spliced from 4 exons. Gene Ontology annotation, biological process: regulation of transcription by RNA polymerase II. The record is from RefSeq and is a predicted model, not a curated record. NCBI's taxonomy places the organism in Eukaryota, Viridiplantae, Streptophyta, Magnoliopsida, Fagales, Fagaceae. Gene Ontology annotation, cellular component: piccolo histone acetyltransferase complex.